UGGUGCACUUUAUUUAAUUACUAUGUCAUGCUGUGAUGCAGCAGCUAAUUCUAUACUCCAUACUGACAAAAUCUGAUCACAAAUCAUGUAAAUUGUGAGUCAAGUGUGUGUCUUGACUUCCGUUGAACCCCUGAAACUCACCAAGCCCCUGUUGUUUGAUCAAACCAAGGCUAGGAACCACUAAACUAGACCUAUAUACUAGCCUAUAUAAUUAAUAUGUUACUAAGCCCAAAAGCAAUGAAUAAAAGAAAAUCUGGAAAGCUACUGCUUAAAAACCUAAGGGACAACACUCAGAGAAAUCAAGUUCAAUAGCCUCAUUAACAUAAAUUAUCAUUAGGGUGACACCUGUUCAUUCUCUACAUAAUUAUUAACAUAAAAUGACAUCAAUACCGGACCAGGAGCUAGAAUACCACUACUCACCUAGCCAGUGGUCUCAUAGAAUGAGUCCAAAUGAAGUUAUAGCUGAUCAUCUUGAUGCCCAGGCUCAAGGAAGUAAACAUUCAUUGUGGACAUUAGACUGUGAAACAGAGAUCAGCUAUGGAGACUCUGAGAGACAAAAGUUGGAUAUUUUUGACAAGAGAAAUUCUUCAAAGAAAGGUGCUCCAAUAAUGGUUUAUUUUCAUGGUGGUUACUGGCAGGUCAAGGAGCUUGGGCGGGAAGUUUCUAGCUGUUUGGCUGUACCAUUGUGCAAUGCUGGGGCCACAGUGGUUGUGGUUGGAUAUGAUCUGACACCAGAUGUUACACUGGAUACUAUCAUACAACAAAUAAAGAAAGCCAUAUACUAUGUGAUUGAUUUAGCAAAAGAGAGAGAAAGCAAAGGGAUAUAUUUAUCUGGACAUUCUGCUGGUGGUCACCUUGCUGCUAUGAUGCUGAUGUCAAGUUUUUCAGACUUCGACCCAUUUGACUGUGAAUUGAUUAAAGGUGCUAUGCUUGUGAGUGGGGUGUAUGAUCUUAGACCAUUAACUAAAACUUCCAAUAACGUGGCCUUAAAGUUGACUGAGGAAGAUGCUUGGCGCUUAAGUCCCCAAAAUUUCGUGAAGGAAAUAGCUCAGCAAUCUCAGCAUCGUCACAUUGUGUUAGCCGUGGGUGAAUAUGAUCCGCCAGAGUUUAGACGUCAGAGUGGCGAGAUGGAGAAGAUGUUAAGAAAAUUUGGAGUGAAAACAAGUUAUCUAGACAUACCAGACACAGAUCACUUUAGUGUUGUGGACAAACUAAAUGAGCCUGGAUAUUUACUUACUAAAGAAUGCAUUCGUCUCAUGGGUCUUUAACAACAUAUGGCUAUGGGUUUUUUUAAAUGUGAAAUGAUAAACAGUGAUUUCUGCACAAGGACUCUUAUCUUCAAGAAAUCUCAAUAAACACUUUAUUGAAGGAGUCUCCAAGUAUAUACUUCCAUACAGCAGCAUUAUAUAAGCAGUCUUAUUUUAUGUUUGUUUUAUAUGCAAUUUUUUCAUAUACAAUUUAACCAAUGCUGUGAUGUCUAUGGGUUACGUAAAAUACAAUACAGACACAGUUACCUAUGCAGUUAUUACAGUGCCUUAGAUUACUUAGAAUAAUUAAUUAAAACAGUAUAGAUGCUAGACUUUUUAAUUUGGGAAGUUUAUACACCUUAUGUUACCUGUUUCUUCUCAGAUUACAUGAAUGUAUGUUUUUUUAUUUGGAUCUGAUAAAAUUUACAUAAUAAAAACAGGUUAAUUAGUAUUUACAUUACAUUUUAUUCUGUUUAUGUAAGUGUAUCUGCAAAUUAUUUAUUUAUUUUUAUACAUAUUGGAUAAAUAGCAAAAACGGUGAUGGGAAUAUGAUUUUUGAAUAUGGCUUACUUCAUUUUAUACCCUCUGCAUUUACUUGGAUCAAGCAAGGUUUUUACUGGUUGUGUUGAAUAAACAUGUGUCAUUUUCUAAUGCAGCAAUAAUGGUAAGGUCUUCCAGGUUGAUUUUGUGUACACAGAUACUGUUUACAUAUCUAUGUAACUGCCUUAAAGAAUUAUAUUUUUAAGUGCUUUAAAAGUACAGCACAGGUAAAUUUAUGUGUUCAUCAAGACUUAAUUUUCAUUAAGAUGGAGAUUAUAAUUAGAAAAUUAUGAUGUAGAUACUGAUGAGGUUGUUUGUAUACUAAAUUAUACCAGGUGUUGCUUUUACUUAAAAAUUGUGAUCCUGUCUAUAUAUUCCACAAUAGAACUUAUAUUUCACUUUCAUGCUUGUAAUUUUCUUAUGUCAUAU
Molecule: messenger RNA, 2216 nt
Organism: Physella acuta
Lineage: Eukaryota; Metazoa; Mollusca; Gastropoda; Physidae
Product: kynurenine formamidase
Molecular function (GO): arylformamidase activity
Source: RefSeq, a predicted model, not a curated record